This is a messenger RNA of Diachasma alloeum, 384 nucleotides long. RefSeq lists its product as uncharacterized. The record is from RefSeq and is a predicted model, not a curated record. NCBI's taxonomy places the organism in Eukaryota, Metazoa, Arthropoda, Insecta, Hymenoptera, Braconidae. The transcript has 2 exons. The coding region runs from base 1 to 384 and encodes 127 amino acids.
AUGAGAGGCGUAAGAGCUUACAUAGCAGCGAGAGUGGGAUGCUUCUAUCAAGGGGAGAUGGACUCGUCGCCUGAACCCACAGGUGGCCGUCUGGGAUACGGGUGUUUCCGGGCCUAUCUUCAUAAAUACAAACAUGAAGAUUCCCGGGAGUGCUCAGUUUGCACAGGAGUGGACGAAGACGCAGAGCAUGUAUUCUUUAUAUGCCCCCGCUUCAAUGAGAUCCGAAGUACGUGGGAGUCUUACCUAGGAAGAGACGUCAAGCCUCAGAGCUUGGUGGAAGCAAUGCUGUCAUCAAAGACAGCCUGGGACGCAACGAGUAACUUUGUGGCCGAAGUCAUGAAGGAGCUCAGAAAUGAGAAACGCAAGUACAAGGCUGCCGUAUAG